GUUGAGCGGGACCUGGGAGCGGGUGGGUGGGCACCAGUCUCGCUCAGAGGCCAGGCCUGUCCGGCGCCAGCAGGAGAGAGAUCGCGCAGGAGGUGAGAAGUUAAGAACUCCCACGCAAAGAUGGCUGACAAAGGCAAAAAGGGCAAGAAGGCGGCGGCGGGGGCACCUGCAUCGGCGCCCGCAGCUGCGCCGCCGUCCCCUCCUGCAGCUGACGAACCAGGGGACAAGAAAGACCAAGAGGACAAGGAGAUCAAGAAAAAGCCAAAGUCGGUGCAGCCCAAGGAUGAAGUGGGCACCAGGAAGGGGUGUCGCCGCUACAUGUGGGAAUUCAAGAAAGGCAAUAGAGAGUUCUGGGUGAUUGGGCACGCCGAGGUCAAGAUCCUGAGCUUGGGCUGCCUGAUAGCUGCACUGGUACUGUUCACGGGGACCAGCGUGCACCCUCUCCUGAUGCUCAUCAUCACCAUGGAGAUGUCCAUCUUCUGCUUCUUCUUCAUCACCUACACCCUCGCCAUCAACAGAUACAUACCCUUCAUCCUGUGGCCCAUUUCUGACCUUCUCAACGACCUGUUUGCCAUUAUUUUCCUUGUGGGGGCCGUGGUCAUAGCUGUGAAAAGUCGACAAACCAUGCCACUGCACUACUUUAUUGCUGUGAUCCUAAUUGGAAUGGCUGGAAUGUUUGCUUUAAUGGAUAUGUGUCUUCAAAGAAAACAUUUCAAAGGCAAGAGGCUCAAAACCAAUGUGCUGUUUCCUCCAAAAAAUGAACGAAAGGUUGAAAAGCCAAAGGAAGCAGAAAACCCACCAGAAAAGGCACCAGAAAAGGCAGAAAAGCCAAAGGAAAAAGUAAAGGGAGGCAAGAAAUGACGCAAAGGAGACCCCUGUUAUCAAAAGUGGCAGUGCGUUUUACGACAAAUAUUUCCAGUUUAUUGUCUUCUCUCUAGAAUGGUUUUCUUUUCCAUCCUAAUAACCAACUUUGCUUGAAAAAGAAAUUCCUCUUUAAAUGGACUUUAAAGCUUAA
Herpailurus yagouaroundi (jaguarundi) is the source of this 1015-nucleotide messenger RNA. RefSeq names its product CKLF like MARVEL transmembrane domain containing 2 (gene CMTM2). Gene Ontology annotation, cellular component: membrane. Lineage: Eukaryota; Metazoa; Chordata; Mammalia; Carnivora; Felidae. The record is from RefSeq and is a predicted model, not a curated record. The transcript is spliced from 4 exons. Bases 121 to 861 code for a protein of 246 amino acids.